Molecule: messenger RNA, 1289 nt
Organism: Peromyscus maniculatus bairdii (prairie deer mouse)
Lineage: Eukaryota; Metazoa; Chordata; Mammalia; Rodentia; Cricetidae
Gene: Pnoc
Product: prepronociceptin
Biological process (GO): sensory perception; neuropeptide signaling pathway; chemical synaptic transmission
Cellular component (GO): axon terminus; dendrite; plasma membrane
Molecular function (GO): opioid receptor binding
Source: RefSeq, a predicted model, not a curated record
GCCUAGCAGGGAAAUAUUCCACAAGCUUCCAUCAGUGCCAUGAUACCUUAACAGAAAGGAUUCGCUUUCCUUGGGCUUGCUGAGUCUUCUGCAGGGGCAACUGCCCCCAGACGUCACCUGAGUAAAAGGAACAGCCGCACUUUUUCCAGGUGACACCCCGCGCUGUCCGUGGAAGGUGCUCUGUGCAGCUGAGGGUCGUCUUCUCCAGGUGCAGCAGCCCUGCCUUAUCAGCUGAAGUCUGAGGGCACUUAGGGCUGCAGAAAACUCAGCAGGUUCUGCAUUGCCAGUGAAGGGAGUAAUUGCAGGAUUAGACGUUAGUGGAGCCUGAGAACGGAGCUGUCACCAAGCAAUUCCAUCUUCAAUCAAUCAGCCUCCUGCUUCCCACUGCUGCACCAUGAAAAUCCUGUUUAGUGACGUUCUGCUGCUCAGCCUGCUCUCCAGCGUGUUCAGCAGCUGUCCCAGGGACUGUCUCACCUGCCAGCAGAAGCUCCACCUGGACCCAGACAGCUUCAACUUGAAGGUGUGCAUCCUCCAGUGUGAAGAGAAGGUCUUGCCCAGUCCUCUCUGGACUGGAUGCGCCAAAGUCAUGACCAGCGGCUCUGGGCAGCUCAGCCCUGCUGACCCAGAGCUCGUGUCGGCGGCUCUUUACCAGCCAAAAGCCUCGGAAAUGCAGCAUCUAAAGCGAAUGCCCCGGGUCAGAAGCUUGGUGCAAGCGACAGAGACCGAGCCCGGCACAGAUGAUGCCGAGCAGGUGGAGCAGAAGCAGCUGCAGAAGAGGUUUGGGGGCUUCACUGGGGCCCGGAAGUCAGCCCGGAAGUUGGCCAACCAGAAGCGGUUCAGUGAGUUUAUGAGGCAGUACCUGGUCCUGAGCUUGCAAUCGAGUCAGCGCCGGCGCACUCUGCACCAGAAUGGCAUCCAGGUGAUCCCCCGAACAGCAUGUGUCCACGCCCAGACCUGCCGGCCGGGAGUCAGGAUCCCUUCCUCCCUGAGGCACUGAGUACCCACAGCACCUCCCUGCCCAGUCGUUACCCUCUUCCCCACGGCAUGUUUCACCACCACCCUGUUGCUACAUCAGAGUGUAUUUUUGUAAUUCCUCCAGCUAACAUUUUAACGGCCCCACCUCCUCGCGCAUCUUCUGCCCUCUCGCAGGGCCAGGUGAGAGGAACAUGAAGUCAGACCUGGGGUUUUGCCUCGUCACUGCCAUAAUCUGUUUGUAAAAGAGCUGUUCUUUUUGACCGGUCGUUUGAACACAGCUCUCUCCAUUAAACUUCUACUGAGCAAAUGGUUAA